AAUAAUUGUAUGACAAGUCUAACUCUUCAGAGAGUGUAGAGAUUUUGAAGAUCUUACUUGGUAUUGGCCCAUCCAGUGAGUUGUGAGCAAGAUUGAGUAUUUUGAGUCGAGUACAUCUUGCUAGACUUGCGGGUAUCCUUCCACUAAAGUUGUUGUGAUCCAAUUCCAGCAUACUCAACUGGACGAGAUUACCAGUAAUAUCUGGAAUUAGGCCUGAAAGCAUGUUCUGUGAAAGGGAUAGAUCAACCAAACUUUGUAAAUUCCCAAGUGUUGCUGGUAUAUUGCCAGUGAGACUGUUGUUACUCAUGUACAAGAUGUUGAGGCUCUUAAGGUUACCAAUCUCCGAUGGUAUAGGUCCAGAAAUGUUGUUGCUACUUAGCAGCAACCACUGAAGACUAUUGGAAAGAUUACCGAUUGAACUUGGCAGUUUCCCUUGGAGAUUGUUGCUAUCCAGCAUCAGUUUAGUUAACCUAGUACAAUGUGAGAGUGAAGAGACAAAUCCCCAAUCACCUGCCUCUAGGUUGUUGUGUGCCAAAUCAAGUUGCUCUAAAUUUGGCAAUGAACCGAAGAAUGGUAUGGAUCCAGUAAAGCUAUUAUGAUUCAGGUAAAGCAUGUAUAGGUGGUAAGCUUUGAUGAGGGAGGCUGGGAUUGGGCCAUCAAAAUUGUUCUUUGAGAGCAACAAGGCCUGAAUAUUCGGGAGCGUGUAGCCUAUGUCAAAUGGCAAUCUUCCGAUUAAUGAGUUUUCCGAUAAGGUAAGAAUUCUCAGGGAUGACAUGUUGAGGAGAGACAGUGGAAUUGGCCCAGAUAAGUUGUUUACGCUCAAGCUCAGUUUCUGCAGUGUUGGAAUGUAGCCUAAGCUCUCUGGGAUGCUCCCAACUAACUGAUUAUCUGUGAGACGAAGAUGAACUAGGGAGGAAAGGUUCCCUAAUGAGAAAGGUAUCCUUCCUGAAAGAUGGUUGUUCCUUAAAUCAAGAUAUUUAACAGGGGGGGAUGUGGCAGUAACAGGAGGUACUGAACCAACAAAACUGUUCUGUUGGAGGCAAAUGGCAAUAAGUGACGAGGUGGUGAAGAGAGCCUUGGGGAGUUCUCCAGUAAAAUUAUUUCCCAUGAGUCUAAGUACCUGAAGAGCUGAACUAUUUGCCAAGGACUUUGGGAUGACCCCUGUGAGAGCAUUCCUCCCAAGAUCGACGUACGUGAGGACAUGGCUGCUGCCCAGAGAUGGCGGCAUGUUGCCGGUGAGCCCGUUACUAGCGAGAACUAGUAUGCGCAGCUCAGGAAGAUUUCCAAAAGCAGAAGGGAUGCCCCCUUGGAGCUUGUUGUUGCUAAGGUUAAUCUCUUGAAGAUAUUUGCAUUGACUAAGGCUAGGUGGAAUCUCUCCAUGGAGGGAAUUGUUCCCCAAACCCAGGACCUGGAGCUGGGAACAUGCAGAGAGUUCAGACGGGAUGUUACCUUGCAAAGCGUUCAUGCUGAGGUUGAGGUCGGCGAGUUGGGUCAGGAGGCCGAGCUCGGACGGUAUGCCGCCGUGGAAGCUGUUGUUUGAUAGGUGGAGCCUCGCCAGCGAAGUGAGGUUGGCAAUGCAAGGCGACAUGGAGCCUGAUAUGCCUUGUGAUUCAAGGUCCAGUGCAAUGACACGCAAUGGCGGCAUUGCGCUGCACAUGACCCCACGCCAGUCGCAGAAUUCCCGGGAAGCGUCACUCCAUGAAGCCAAAACUCCGGGUGGUCCGGAGAGCUGGGACUUGAAGCAGAGCAGGGCCUGUCUAUCAUUUUGGGAUUCAUCGCAGAUGGCUAGUGGCAGGCUGCAAAAGAAGCUGAAGAGGCAAAGGAACCUAGCAAGGCCUGUGAACAAAGAUGCCAUUGCUGUGACUUGGAGCUACACUGCGUGAGACCAAACGUCGAUCUCCUUUGGAAGAAGAUGUCUACCCGUGGCGGUGGCGUCUAACUGUAGAUUGCAGAUUUAAGUAAGCAGUACGCAUAUGUGCAGUUCUUUCGGGGAAAGAAGAGCAUAUGCUGGGUGCAGUCAAAUCAACAUACGUUUCCAUGGGAAAUGGGACGUUGACAUCCAUCAUCCAUGAACGCAUGCUCUGCUUUGGGAUUGGUACGAGUUGAUUUUGCUGGAGCCAGUCGUUGAUCUGAUCCACUUGUACGUACGAGUUGAUUCCUUGCUAGGUACUAUGGUAUAUGGAAUCCUCGCAACUGAGACUGGCAGACCUGCGUACGGACUUUGUAGGAUAUUUGACACUUGAGGGUGUUGAUCACGAUCCUUUUGCGGCUCGGCUCUGACCUGGAGCACAAUAGCUGCCUCAAGUCUUCGCAUGGUGGUGGUGGUGGUAGCCAGUGAGAAAUGGCACUUGCUCCGGGCUGGUCUCCGUCUCUGCGCUCCCUGGUGUGGCUCAUGUCGCACAGAAAUCCACAUCUGAGCUCUUUCUCCUCUACCGCCGCCGCGGCCGCCAUACAGCCGGCGGCUCCAGGAACUGCCAUUCCAGCUGUUCGUGCCGUUCAGCCUCCAGCCGCUCCAGAUUCGAGUUGUAGCCGGUCCGUUGCCCCGGAGCAAAAGGUUCUUCACCCACUUCCAUCCAGCACACCUAAAAUUCCAAUCCACAAGCCUUCUCGUCGUCCCACCAGCAAACAUCCUAAGAACAUGAUUCAUCCUAGUAGAGAACCUCAACUUGUAACCAACACGCCGCAGAUGCGCAGCCUCGAAAGCCCCACGCACCUGAUUCCUGGUGGUUCAUGCAGCGCACUUCAGUCUCUGACCGACAAGCGUUUGCCGGCAAAACGUGGUGAUUACAAAGAUCCCAAAAGCCCCAGGUUUAGCUCUUCCAGCCACUUCCCUGACCAGCCGACUCCUGAACCUAUCGGCGAGUCUUUGACGCCCACCCUGCAAGAUCCUCCACACUCGGUCCCUGGUGAAUCGUGCAGCACACUUCAACCUGUAACCUGCAAGCCUUCGCUGAAAGCAGAUCCCGAUCACGAAGCCGGCGGCGAAAAUUCUGAUGUUCAAGUUCCCAGAAUUCCAAAGAUUAGCCCUAUCCCCAAGGAUAGCACUUUCCAUGAUCCGCCACACCCACCUGCUGACCCAUAGUUCCCCAAGGACAAGGGCGAGGUGCGACAACCAUGUAAUCUCACUACUGUCAUACUGUGAGUGAUAUUUGUAAUGUUCAUAUCAACUUUAUCAAAUUACAAAUAAAGGUGUGCGUUAGAUUUUUGGGUUCAAA
Messenger RNA from Triticum aestivum (bread wheat), 3215 nucleotides. Its product is annotated as extensin. The transcript is spliced from 3 exons. Bases 2342 to 3082 code for a protein of 246 amino acids. Lineage: Eukaryota; Viridiplantae; Streptophyta; Magnoliopsida; Poales; Poaceae. The record is from RefSeq and is a predicted model, not a curated record.